AUGGCAAGUACCACAGUUGCCUCCAAUGCAUUUGUCCUGGAAGUUCUUAACCAGCAUAACUAUAAAGAUUGGAGUUCUCGGGUUGAGACUUACUUACUGUCUAAAGAUCUUUGGGAUGUCGUCAAAGAGGAACCUCCUGAAGCAGAAAACGGCUCAGCUGAAUAUAAGGCUUGGAGGAUAAAGAAUGCCAGGGCCUUGCAUGCAAUUAAAAUCAGUUGCGGGACUGAGAUGUUUUCUUUUAUCCGGGAUAAAAAAAAGACCAAGCAUGCAUGGGAAGCUUUGGAGAGAAUGUUCAAAUCACGUGACAUGAAAAACAAAGACACCAGUGCUCUUCACGUAGCCGCCAUGAACGGAGAAGUGGAUAAAGUGAAAGAGUUGUUACCGACAAUGAGAGAAGAAGAUUUGGAAAUGAAAGACGGGAAUAAGCGUACAGCCUUAGAUGUUGCUAUAGUUGCAGCGUGUGCAAAAGUACACUGGAUUCAAAUAGCAAAAGCCAUGGUUAAAAAGAACGGGGAAAUACUCAAGAUCAGUAGUCGGCCCGGCAAUUACAUUCCAGUUGUGAGAGCUUGUAGUCGAAACAAAUGGGAAAUGGCUCGUUUUCUCUUUUCUCUCACUCCAGAUGAGGCUCUACUCAGUGACAAUGGAAGACCAGGCGCUCAACUUAUUAAUGCGUGUAUUUGGCGCCCCAAAGGACUUGAUAUUGCAUUGAAAGUGCUACAACGAAAUCCAUGGUUGGCCAUGGCUGACAACGGAUUUGGACAGCAGCCUAUGCUUGUGUUGGCUGGUAUCCAUAGUGCAUAUCGUAGCGGCACGCGACUGACAUUGUGGCAACAAUUAAUCUACAAGGUUAUAUGUAUACGACCUAUUGAGUUUAGUAUUCCAGAGAGCCAUAUCACUGUUUCAGAAUCAGAGGACGAACCAUCUCCAGACAAAAGAUCAAGAGCUGAUCAAGGUCAUCAGAGGACUCUAUUUUGCUUUGCUAUUGCACAAGGGCAUGUUGAAUUUGUUAAGCAAAUGUUUGAAGCAAACCGGGCAGUCGUGGACAUCUUUGAUGACAAAAAGAAGAGUAUAUUUCAAUAUGCCAUUGAAUGUCGGCAAGAAAAGGUUUAUAAUCUUAUAUAUGAGCUCAAGCCAGAAAAAAGGGACGACAUUACUCAUAAUGUCGCAAAGUUUCUGACUAAUAUGCUACAUAGUGCUGCACACAUAUCAUCUGCUAAACAUCCGAAGCAUGUUCAGGAUGCAAGUUUGCAAAUGCAACGAGAACUACAGUGGUUCAAGGAGGUGGAGAGUAUGUUACCUAGUGAAAUGCAUGAAUACGUCAAUACUUCAAACUUGACAGCACGAGAACUAUUCAUCAGGAAUCACAAGAAAUUGAAGGAUGAAGCAGAAAUAUCCACCAAAGGGGUUGCAGCUUCUUGUACAACCGUUGGUGCUCUUAUUGUUACUAUGAUGUUCGCCGCAGCAUUCACAGUUCCCGGUGGGACUAAUGGCGACACCGGUCUUCCAUUGUUUCUGCAUAACAAGUUGUUUAGGAUUUAUAUACUCUCAGAUACAAUAUCACUCAUUUCCUCUGCGGCUUCAGUGAUUACGUUCUUGGGACUUCUCACAUCAACUUAUGCAGAAGACGAUUUCCUUUGGUCCUUACCCACAAAAAUGACGAUCGGUCUUUCAACUCUUUUCAUCUCUAUUGCGACUAUGAUGAUCACAUUUGCUUGUGCCCUUACCAUUAUGUUUGAUGGAGAAGCAACGAUGAUAAUCACAGGCAUUGUGCUUGCAACUGUUCCGGUCGUGUCAUUUGCAUUUUUCUUAUUCCCCCUCCUUUAUGAGAUUUGCAGAUGGACUUAUGGACCUUCGAUGUUUGGCAAGAAAGCUGACAUUUAA
Fragaria vesca subsp. vesca is the source of this 1881-nucleotide messenger RNA. RefSeq lists its product as uncharacterized. NCBI's taxonomy places the organism in Eukaryota, Viridiplantae, Streptophyta, Magnoliopsida, Rosales, Rosaceae. The transcript is spliced from 6 exons. The record is from RefSeq and is a predicted model, not a curated record. The coding region runs from base 1 to 1881 and encodes 626 amino acids.